AUGAAUGAACCUUGGAACCUUUUUAACGCAAGUCCUGGUUCACCCACACAGCGGGUUUCUAAACGACAAUAUCGGCUGGCACACCAAACGUUGUGUAUCACUCACAUUGACUUUGAACAACGUAUAGUUGUAGGAUUUACUCAAUUAGUGAUAUGGCCUAUCACAUCAACUUUGAGGCGUAUUCACUUAAAUUGUCGUCAGUGUCGUAUUCACCGCAUUUUACUAGAAGCAGCUGAUAAUGAACCUGCAGAGUUCGAAAAUGAUCGGAAAGGGCGGACUUCAGGUUGGGGCAUUUCAAAAACCAAAUUAACUCCAUCUCCAACUGAUCUCCCUAUCCUAUAUACUGACCCAACUUUGGAAAUUUGUGAACGCGAUAUUAAGUUGAGAACCUUAGACAGCUUUGAACGCCGUUACUCCUCCGUUGUAACGUCCACAGAUCCGGAUGAAGAUGCAGGUGAAGUAACAGUUCGUUUACCUUCAGAUUUCUGGCCACUAAUUUCUCAAAAGUCUCCCUUCAUAUUAACCAUAGAAUUUUCGCUCAAUAAACCAAAGUCCGGAUUUUAUUUCGUUGUUCCUGAGGGAGAGGGAUCACUAAACGAACGUGGAGUGCAUGCAUUCACAGCUUGUACACCAAACUCUUCUCGUUUAUGGUUUCCUUGUAUCGACUGCUCGGAACCAUGCACUUGGAAAAUUGAAGUUACGGUGUUCGAAGAUUUAGUUGCUGUUGCCCCUGGAGAGUUAAUAGAUGCUCCAUAUUACACUGAAGAUUUAACACAUAAGACCUAUCACUUUUAUGUCUCCCAACCGGUUGCAGCGCCUUAUAUUGGACUAGCUGUUGGAGCUUUCGAAAUUUUCCCCGAUCCACGGCUGUCCAAUGGAGCAACACACUUCUGUCCGAAUGGAUUAUUACCUCUUUUACAACACACAAUAUCCCCACUCUCCGAAAUGGUAGAAUAUUACGAGUCAAUCUUAGCAUCACAGUAUCCCUUCUCCAUGAUAAAAUGUGUAUUUGUAGAUUGUGCUUUCUCAGACUUUCAGUCGUUCUCUUCUUUGAUUAUUCUCUCUGUUGACCUACUGCACUCACCAAGAGUUAUUGACCAAGCAAUAGAAACACGCAAGGUAUUGUCAUUAGCUGUAGCCCAUCAGUUCUUUGGGUGUUUCCUUAUCAUGGAAACAUGGUUUGAUGCUUGGCUUACAUACGGUCUGGCAGGAUACUUAUCUGGUCUGUACCAAAAACGAGUCUUUGGAAACAAUGAGUAUCGUAAAACUGUUCUUGAUGAAAUGCGCUUCGUGACAGAGUUUGAAAAUAUGAGAUAUGGGAUUGUACUUGACCCAUCAAAAUUGACUUCGAAAUUUACCUAUUUUGACUUGAGCUCAUCCCAUCUGAUAUCACCAGACUAUUUGUCAGCCUAUAGGAAAAAAUCUCACUUAGUAAUUCGUAUGCUGGAAUUACGAUUGGGUCAACCCGUUUUACUCCAAGUUCUUAACAAGCUGCUUGUACUUGCCCGACUUUCGACUAAAUCAAUCCUCUCUGCUUCAGAUCAAAAUCAAAGUGUAUCGGCUGGAUUAGAUGGAUGUGGAAGAAAUGAAGGUGAUUCUGUUCUGUUAGAUUCAAACACUCAGUCUCAAAAAAAUCCUACGGUUCCUCCCUGUAUGGCAGAUGAACAUAGAACCAAUAUUUUACUAUCUACAAUUUCUUUCCGGAGGAUUAUUUCUAUGGUUACUGGUCAAGAUAUCCGAAAUUUCCUAAAUCAAUGGGCAUGUCAUGCUGGUCACGUCAGAAUAUUUGCUAAGUUUCAUUUCAACCGUAAACGAAAUGUAGUAGAACUAGAACUAAAACAGGAUCUACAAUCAAGAGGAACUUUGAAUUAUACUGGACCAAUUACAGUUAUGCUCCAAGAAUUGGAUGGAGCGUUUAUGCAUACUUUCAAAUUAGAAGAAGGCCGUAUGUCUCGUGAUUUACCAUGUCAUUCCAAAAGUCGGAAACAUCGUAAAAAGAAAAUUUCGUUAGCCAAUGGCGAUGAAGUUGAUAUGGAUUUAGCUCGCAUUGAUCCAGAAUCACCUUUACUAUGGCUUCGAAUUGAUCCAGACUUAGCUAUCAUACACGAUAUCCACGUUGAUCAACCAGAUUUUAUGUGGCAUCUUAUGUUAACUCAUGAUAGAGAUUGUCUCGGUCAACUGGAAGCAGUAAACGCUCUUAAAGAUUUCGCUUCUCCUGAAACACGCCAUACUUUAAGUAACAUUAUUUUAAAUGAAAGAAUAUUUUAUCAUGUUAGAAUGGAAGCAUGCUUUACAUUGUGUCAUGUUGUGAACGAAUUAAGCACUCUCAGUAACAACCCUACAGCAGCUUCUGCUGCUGUAACUUCUUGUUUACUACCAGUAUUUUGGCAGUUGUUUAGUUCACCGGCAGCUCGUGGUUUAAUUCGUCAGAACAACUUUACUAAUUUACAACAUUAUUUUCUACAGAGAGCUAUGGUCAAAGCUUUAUCAACUCUACGUGUGCAGCAAGUCUGUCCUCAUGACGUGCUGAUUUUCAUUAGUGAUUUAUUAAGGCAUAAUGAUAAUUCGCGUAAUCCUUACUCUGAUUGUUAUUACGUUUCUGACCUUGUAAAGGCGAUGAAGGAUACUCUAACACCUGCAAUUAUUGUUCGUGGAGUGAUGUCUGCCUCAACACUACCUUUUGAAGCACGUACUGUUAUUGAGGAAGUUUCCCAUUUGCUUAACUUGGAGACGGAAACAAUAAGUUAUAAGGGUACUGUAACUGUUGUCUGUUUAGCAGCUAUAAGGCGGCUACAACGACUUGGAUUCCUACCCAUAGAUCCUAGUUUAUUCUACCAGUAUGCUUUGUCAAACUUUUACUGUGAUAUCAGAGUAGCGGCAAUUGAAGCUGUCGUGGAUUACAUAAGAGGUGAACGAGAUCAGUCGGCAUUGGACUGGCUCUUUAGCAACAUCAUAGAACGAGAAGAUGUCAGUGAUGCUUCUUAUGUUCGCCUUCGCUUUGAGGCUGUACAGUUAUUACUUCGCAUGCCACCGUUUCAACGUGGUGAAUCUGGGAGUCGAUUAGACACUCCUCAACUUGUUGAAAGGCUUUGGACACUGAUGAAUUAUGGAUGUACCGGCGAUCCACGGCUUCGAUGUGCAGUCGCCGAACUCUACUACACACUUUACGGUAAUCGUCGUCCAACGUGUCUUCCUCUUCCAGAAGGUGUGCUUCUAGUGAGAGUUAAAGAAGGGAGAUCUGUACUUAAUAUAUCUGAAAACAAUCCUAAAGCUAGUGAAAUAGAAUAUACCGAUGAAUUCAACAAAUAUAAAUCUGAAUUCUUAGGUAGAGGAGUUCCUCUUUCUAAAAUGCAUCCAGAAUACGAAGAAUUAGAAGAUAAUUACUCGGAGUGUGACAUGUCACACACAAAUAAUUUGAAGUUGGAUAGAGAUUCAAUCCAACGCCCCACUGGGUCAGAGUUUAAUAUUCAAUUUGAUCUAAAGCGAAGUAGAGCUGGACAUUUCUCAGAAUUGAGUGAUUCAUCCAAUACUUUUAAAAGACGAACUGAACGUCUGAGUGAUGAUGACGAUGAAUAA
This is a messenger RNA of Schistosoma turkestanicum, 3576 nucleotides long. The record is from the annotation of a GenBank genome assembly. Lineage: Eukaryota; Metazoa; Platyhelminthes; Trematoda; Strigeidida; Schistosomatidae.